GUAUGUUAAAUAAGCUGUCUUCGUUUGUUGGAACAUUUGUCUAUCCAAAAUUACUUUCAAUUUCUCUCUCGUAUACGUAAUUGUCUUAAAAACAAAACAUACCACACUUGCCACUCUCGAUUUUUUUUUAGAAAAUGUCGAGCUUACUGGAUGCAUUUUAUGUUUGAAAAUACCUUAUUUUCAAAGAUGAGAGCCAUACAUAAUUAUGCUUCGACAUAAUAACAUGAAACUAGUGGACUGCUGAGAAAGAUGUGAAUUAAUAAUGGCUGUUUUCCGUAAUUUCACGCUUGUUUUUUGCCUGUGUGCAGUUAAUUUUCCCAAAAUAUGCACCCAGAGACCGUUUGACAGAGUUUUCAAACAAGGUGACGCAAUUAUAGGAAGUCUCCUUGCUGUGCACACGGAGAACUCCGAAGACGGUUGCAGAAACGUGUUUCUCCCAGGUAUUAAUCGUGUCGAAGCUGCUGUUUACACCAUUGAACAAAUCAAUAAAAAUGCAGAAAUUCUUCCAAACGUUCAACUUGGCUAUGAUAUACGCGACUACUGCAUGGACAGAACAAAAGCUAUGGAGUAUUCGUACGACUUUAGCACUCACAUCCACUUCUUGGAUGUCGAUGGAGACUUUGGCGACCAAAACAUCACCUCCAGCGCUUGCCUGCAAUGUUUCAUCUCCAAGGACAACGCUACCUUCCCAAUUGCAGCCUUGGUAGGACCUUAUGGUUCACGGAACUCUCUCCAAGUUGCUGGCCUACUUCAGGUCGUCAACAUCCCAGCUAUAAGUCCAUCGGCGACAAGCGAGGAACUAAGCUGGUCGUUUUAUAGAAAGUUUCUGCGAACGGUGCCAUCUGAUAAUUUUCAAGCAAGGGCUAUGGCUGAUCUUAUUGACUACUUUAAAUGGAAAUACGUUGCGGUUAUUGCAGUGGAACACUCGUAUGGACUGUACGGUUUUCGAGCCCUAGAGCAGGAGUCUCUUCAAAGAGAAACUUUCUGUAUCGGGCUGGUGGAGUACAUUACACCAACACGCUACGAAAGCCGAUUGAAACCCAUUGUUGAAAAACUUAAAAGAGCGGAAAAUAUCAAGGUAAUUAUUUUGUGGAUCGGGUCAACCAUCGCUACAGACCUGGCUAGAGAGGCACACAGACAGAAUUUAAAAGAAAGAAUUUGGAUCAUGAGCGAUUCCUUAGCGACGAAAACUCCAGAAUAUCUUGGAAGUGACUUAAUGAGUCUUGGGAUUUAUUUGGGAAUUCAGCCAAAGCAGUUUAACGACGCGAACUAUGAGGAUUAUUUAAAAAAUCUUACACCGAAAAUAACUGAUAACAGGCUCGAUUCCAAUGAUUGGUUCGAUUUCUUGUGGAGAGAGGAGUUCAAUUGUUCGGCAAAGAAUAACACUCCAGGGUACAAACAAUGUCCAGAUGGUUUAACAAUUUCAAAUGAAGUAUAUUUCAAGAUGUCUGAUGAUUUCAUUCCUUAUCAAAUUGACGCUACAUACGCUAUUGCGCAUGCGCUGGACAUGAUUUACAAGUGCAGAGAACCAUUCGGUUUGUUGGCUGGCGGGGUUUGCCCUAAAACAUACCCGUUUGUAAGCUCUGCCGACGUCUACUUGUACCUUCGUAACGUGAGCUUUGUUGGAAUAACAGGCCGCAUCGAAUUUGACGAAAAUGGCGACCCUCUUCAAGCGCUGUACGACUUUGUCAGCUUUCAAAGAAAUCUUGAUGAUACAACAGGGAAUGAUAAAUAUGUAAAAGUGAAAAUAGGAAAUUGGGAUGCAAAUGGGAACCCGGAGAUUAAGAUUGACCCAAGCGCUAUCCAAUGGAGUUAUGAAAACAUAACAGUCGAUAAUGGUACAUCCGGAAUUCCUAAAUCAGUGUGUCUGGAGGAGUGUCCGCCGGGGACAAGGCAAACGCCGACAAUUUCGUGUUGCUGGCAAUGUAUUGAGUGCCCCGACGGAGCGGUAAACUCCCAAAAAGGCUCAACAAACUGCACGAAAUGUUCUGUGACGCAAAAAUCGAACGAGAAUAAAACAGCGUGUGUGGAACUUCCAAUUGAAAAUCUACAAUGGAGGAGCACAACUGGAAUAAUUCUAGCUAUUUUCACAUUUGCAGGUUUUGUUUCGACUUCUUUCACGAUUCUUGUUUUCAUCCGUCAUUUUCAAAGUCCCAUUGUAAAAGCAGCAAAUCGCGAAUUGAGCUUCUCGCUGUUAAUUGUCAUCACCUCUGGUUUUAUUUUGCCAUUGAUAACAAUCUCCCAGCCUUCUCCAGCCAUCUGCGCUGUGAUCGAGCCCUGGCGUUAUAUAACAUCGUCACUAAGUGUCUCCAUCUUGUUGGUCAAGACCAUGAAACUGCUGCGGGCUUUUCAAAUUACUUACGUUGCAAAAUGGCUGAAAAAGGUCAGUGCGAGCACGGGUGGACAAUUUGCGUCUGUUAUCUUGCUCAACUUAAUCGAAGUCAUUUUGGCAAUCUUGUGGGGUACACUAGACUCGCCUGGCACCAAAACCGACAUCGAGAAAGGAAAGUACAUCCUAUUUACAUGCAGUCCUUAUAACACCAUAGUCGGUCUGAUGUUAGAGAUUGCCAUGCUGUCUUACCUAAUAUUUUUAUCUCUUCUCUGUGCGUCCUAUGCCUUUAAAGCUCGGACGCUGCCAGAGAACUUUAACGAAGCUCGAUACAUUGGGUUUGCAAUGUAUAUUCUCCUUCUCUCGUGGAUCGCCUUCUACCCUGUUCAAACGUCCUUAGAGGGCUGGUAUGUGGCUGUAGUGUCAUGCACUACAGCUCUUGUGAGCUCGUAUGGUUUGUUAGCGUGCAUGUUCGCUCCAAAGGUUUAUGUUAUUCUUCGCCACCCGGAGCAAAACACUGCGCAGUUUAUGAGACAUGAGCUACGAACAGCCAAUAGCAUUGUGCCAGUGAAUCCUUCAUACCGUGUCUCAGAGAAGACGUCCGUAGAGGAUUCAAGCAACACGAAAUCAUAAAAGUGAUACAAAGACAACCACAGCCCCAUCCGCAUCAAUGGAGUUGCAGUCGUGUAUGGCUACGUUCCCUUCUUAGGACUCAUAGGCAUGGCAUAGUGAAAGGGAACGGGCAAAAGUUGAGAUGACUGCAAGCAUGUGUAUCAAAGCCUUUUACUACAGCGGCAACUUCAAAUGGCUUGUCAAAUUAAAUCCACUAGUCACACGAAAGAGUUGAUAGAACAUACUUCUUCCUGUGUUCAAUAGUUCAAUCAUAAAUGGAAUAUUCUAAAACACAUAGCGAGGUUAUUAACUGUAACACCCAGUUCAUCGAUGCUCUUAAUUAGAGCGGUUUUCAAUGAGUGUCGAAAGUAAUCAGGCAAUUACUUUGGUUUUGGUUUUGGUUUUAUUGUGGUUUGAGAUCGGCUGAGUAGCCUAAUUGGUAAGUAAAUGGUUGGGUUUUGGUUUUACGGCACUCAAUUGAAAACCGCUCUAGUGGCGCUUAUUGCGUUUCCACAAAAAGUAAAGGUUUUAAAAUAUGUCUCGCGUUGUUGAAGAACUGUGGUACCAAACAUGAACCUAUAUGUACUACACUGAGUAGAGUCCAAAAGAAAAAAAACUGUUAAGGUGGGAUUACAACGUGAAAAUCAAUAAAGAGAAAAAGAGAAAGAUAAAUAGCAAUCCUGUUAAAUUCAACAAUUCAGUUCAAAAAUUCCUCAAAACAGCUUCAAAGUCUGUGUUUCGCACCGAUUUCAUAGCUGAAACUAUACGAUUCGUGACAUAUCGAUUUUCCUUGAAACCAUCGCUGAGGGAAUUGUAACAUUAACCGUGACAGAGAUUUCUAACAAUUACUCUUUCGAUUCCUUGUAAUUUAAGACGUUUUUUAUGUUCCUCGCAAUGACAUCUAUUGUUUAGGUUCUUCGGGUUGUAAAACAAUGAACAGUGAGGCACACGAAAUGGCAAAUAACUAUUUGACACAUACCCAUCCCCCGGUCACAGAGGUCGGCCUUGUUAGCUGUAAAUAUAUCAUACGAUACUAUCACCAGUUUCGUUCUGUUACUCCCUCAAUUCUUGCCAUCGAAAGUCUAAACGAAUCUAUCUCUGUUGCUCGUCUAUUUGCUUCUUAAAAACCGAUAAAAUCUCUUCCGAAAUUCAUCAGUAGCUUAAGAUUCCAAAACUCGAUUUAUUCUUUAUUAAUAAAGCUUGGCCGAAAGUCACUUCGCUCUAAAGCACCCUUUCUUUGAGUUGCAGCACAGUGUUUAAAUAUUAACAAGGUCAGAACACCCUAUACAAAUCAACACAGAAAAAGAAAUUCGUAUUUUGUCUACGUCAAGAUCACAU
Molecule: messenger RNA, 4279 nt
Organism: Orbicella faveolata
Lineage: Eukaryota; Metazoa; Cnidaria; Anthozoa; Scleractinia; Merulinidae
Product: extracellular calcium-sensing receptor-like
Biological process (GO): G protein-coupled receptor signaling pathway
Cellular component (GO): membrane
Molecular function (GO): G protein-coupled receptor activity
Source: RefSeq, a predicted model, not a curated record